ACGGCAGCAUGAAGGCGGUGGCCGCCCUCCUCCUGGUGGGGAUGCUCAUCCUCUGGGCAGAGCUGCCCACAGGCAGCGCCUGGUCCUGUCCCCCCGUGCGCUUCACCUGCGCCCUGCACAACCCGCGGAACCAGUGCCUGCUCGACAGACACUGCCCCCGUGGCAGGAGGUGCUGCCGCACCUUCUGCGGCAAGAAAUGCAUCACCAGGCCGUCCGGCACCAUCCACGUGUCCCAAGUGUGAGCUCCCGCUUCCAGGACAGGCUGAGGGUCAUCUCAGCAUUCCCACCUCAGCUCCAGGAUCACUGUGUGACUGCUGCUGCACAGUGCUCUAUGCUGCCCGCUUCCCUUCUCCCUCUGCUUCUUCACCUCCCUUCUAACAAAUAAAACAGGCUUUUCAC
Messenger RNA from Catharus ustulatus (Swainson's thrush), 399 nucleotides. Its product is annotated as caltrin-like protein 2. Gene Ontology annotation, molecular function: peptidase inhibitor activity. Gene Ontology annotation, cellular component: extracellular region. Bases 9 to 242 code for a protein of 77 amino acids. The record is from RefSeq and is a predicted model, not a curated record. NCBI's taxonomy places the organism in Eukaryota, Metazoa, Chordata, Aves, Passeriformes, Turdidae. The transcript is spliced from 3 exons.